This is a messenger RNA of Prunus dulcis (almond), 1079 nucleotides long. RefSeq names its product putative pre-16S rRNA nuclease. NCBI's taxonomy places the organism in Eukaryota, Viridiplantae, Streptophyta, Magnoliopsida, Rosales, Rosaceae. Gene Ontology annotation, biological process: rRNA 5'-end processing. The transcript has 7 exons. Bases 229 to 786 code for a protein of 185 amino acids. The record is from RefSeq and is a predicted model, not a curated record.
GAUUACAUGAUAUUUUUUAGAGCGUCGAUAAAAAUUUGCGACUUUGUUGAUGGGUUGGGCUAGGAUACUGAUUAUAAGUCCAGCCUCAUGGCCCAAUCUCUCUUUCGGUUCCGGUCCGACCCAUACUGUCACAGAGAGCGGAGGCUGCCACUUAAUCAGUCGACAACCAACUGUUCGACGAAAUGCUUCAAUGAAAUAUCAUAUUUUGACGAAGCCGCAUACGAUUAGAUGAGGUACGUAAAGCCUUUGAGCUUGUUCCAAGACUUGGUUAGGGGCAAUGCUCUCGAACGUGGGCGUUUGCUUGGUUUGGACGUCGGCGACAAGUACGUCGGCGUAGCUGUUUCAGACAUUCAUAACAAGAUUGCUUCACCUUUAAGCGUUCUGCUUCGGAAGAAAUCAACACUUGAUAUGAUGGCCGAUGAUUUUCAGAGUUUGAUCUCUGAACUUUCUCUGGAGGGCUUCAUUGUUGGAUACCCUUUCGACAGACAGAGACGCAGUCCUGAUGCUGUCCAAGUGAAGCUUUUCAUUGAUGACCUCUCUGCGACAAGAAAACUUGAAGGCUUAAAAUAUACGUAUUGGGAUGAGGGCUUUACAUCAAAGAAUGUGGAAUUACUCUUAAGGCCUUUGAAUUUGCAUCCAGUUACGUCCAAGACAAUUAUUGACAAGUUUGCUGCUGUUGGUAUACUCCAGGGGUACCUGGAUUAUGUUAAUAGGAAGCAGAAGUCUGUAACCGCUCAGAACUUUGGAAAGCAAACUCAGGUCUUAACUGAACUAUUGAAGCUCUGAUCAAACUUCAUGUGAAUGAAUUAUUUGGUGAAGAUAAUGGCGGUCUUGGGCGAUAACACCAGUUUUGUCCUUCCGGACUUUGUAUUGUACAACACUUUCUGUUAAUGAAUACGAAGGAACCUGAAUUGUGUACAUUGGUGUACCAGAUCUUGUAUUUUACAUUUUAGGUUCUUCUCAUACCUCACAAUUUAAAAUCUCUGUGACUUUGUAGGAGACCAGCCUUUGAUGUGUGGAUCGUUUCUUUGUGAAUUGAACAUGAAUUUAUCUGCACCUGUGUGCUUAACUUUUUUUUA